AUGCGGUUCACUGACUUGAUCCGCUUGGGUAAGCAGCCUUUGCCGGCUGACCCGCGGAACCCCGGAUCAGUGCCCGAAGGCUACGGGCAGGAAAGCGGCCAACAGACAGAAUCAGACGGCGGUCCGAGUCCCGUCGACCUCGCUGCACUGACGCUUGGAGACGGUGAGACCGCCUGGGAGACACACACAUACUACAACCUCUGGGCUAAAGCAUACGAGACCGUAAGAGAAGAUCCGGGUCAUCAGGGGCUCCUUGAUGAUUUCGAGAAGUACAUCAGGGACGGCAAAGAUGCGUCAUUGGGUGGCGCAGGAGAAGGUGAAGCCCAAAACUUUUCGGAUGCCAAACGCCUCGAAGCUAUCCAAAAAGCUGCUAAAGAGAAGCUCGAUGAGCUCCCUAGGACCCGUUUGUCACUCUCCAUUGCCGGAAAGUCCAUUGCCGUUCGGACGGCCGUCCAAAAGACCAUCAGAGCCGUGGCCGCUUUCAAGGAUGUUAUCAGCUCUGCCAUCUCCGCCCAACCCUUUGCUGCCCUUGCUUGGGCCGGGGUUAUGGCCAUUCUUCCCUUUCUUGAGAAUGGGUUGCAGCAGGACGACGAUGCCGCAGACGGUUUGAACAACAUUAUCUUUCUCCUUGUUCGGUACCAGGACGGCAACCAAACAUGGCUCUUGCUAGAGCUCAAGUGCGCCGGAAACACCCUCUUCGACUCCGCUGAAGUCGUUUGUGGCACCGAGACGCAAUGCCUGGAAGGCACUCGAGUGAGCAUCCUCAACGACAUCCAAGACUGGGUCGAUGACCCCGCGGCGGAACCUAUCUACUGGUUGCAUGGAAUGGCUGGCACUGGCAAGACCAGCGUCGCCCUGACCGUGGCGAAUGCGCUGAACCAUCAGCAGCCCUUCGCUGGUAGUGGCCGCUCCCCACCCCAUGGUGCUUUCCUCGGAGCCAGCUUCUUCUUCAAGCAAGGAGAUGCAACCAGAAACAGUACGAAGAUGUUCUUCACCACCAUCGCGAGGCGCCUGGCGCAAGAGCUCCCAGACCUCAAAGUUCACAUAGCCAAUUCUGUCAAAGAGGAUUUAGAGAUCGGAUCGAAAGACCCCUUCAAGCAAUUCCAAAACCUGAUCCUCAAUCCUCUUUCUUUACUAGACCAGGAGACAUUGCUCUCGAUACGUUUAGUGGUCACCGUCGAUGCAUUGGAUGAGUGCAUUUACCAAACCGACGUUGAGCAGCUGCUCAGCAUGCUAGUGGCUAUUCAAAGCCUUCAUCGAGUCCAGCUACGCAUGUUUAUCACCAGCAGACCAGACGACUAUAUCGUCAGAAGCUUCGAGGAGCUGCCCAGCUCCCUGUAUCGCUCGUCGGUUCUCGACAAGGUUCCUUAUCCUGCGUGCGAAACGAACCAGGAGGAUGAUAUUACGAGGUAUCUCACACAUACGUUGACUGGCAUCGUCAAGAAACGGAAAGUACCGCCAGAUUGGAUCGACCAAAAUGGAAUCGCAAAGCUCGGCCAGAAGUCUGAUGGACUAUUCAUCUACGCAGCGACCGCGUGCCGCUUUCUGGAUGCUGAGGAAUUUUCUGACCCAGAUUCCCGGCAGGAACUCCUCGAUGUGAUUUUCGACAACCUGGUGGACCGUGGUGCCCCUCAGGAGAAGGCCGAUGAGAUAUACCUCAAGGUUUUGAGUUUCAGACACCUUGAAAAUGCGAGGGUGACAACGAGGCGGAGGUUUUUCGCAUCAAUUACCAAGAUCCUUGGCUUUAUCGCUGUUUUUUGCGAGCCCGUUUCCACGUCUUCACUUGCCGACUUCCUUUUGCUCCAAAGACCAGAGCUCGACGAGAAGUUACGGCGGCUUCACUCCGUCAUAGCUAUCCCGCGGGAGGGGAAUCUCCCAAUAACUCUUGUCCACCUCUCAUUCCGUGACUUUCUCCUAAAGCGAGGAGCGCUCGCGGGGACUUCCUUUCCGGGUUGA
Canariomyces notabilis is the source of this 1956-nucleotide messenger RNA. RefSeq lists its product as uncharacterized. The record is from RefSeq and is a predicted model, not a curated record. Bases 1 to 1956 code for a protein of 651 amino acids. The transcript has 4 exons. NCBI's taxonomy places the organism in Eukaryota, Fungi, Ascomycota, Sordariomycetes, Sordariales, Chaetomiaceae.